This is a messenger RNA of Drosophila obscura, 1764 nucleotides long. Its product is annotated as secreted protein C. Bases 37 to 1764 code for a protein of 575 amino acids. The record is from RefSeq and is a predicted model, not a curated record. Lineage: Eukaryota; Metazoa; Arthropoda; Insecta; Diptera; Drosophilidae. The transcript has 4 exons.
UCCGGGGGCCUCUCAGAAACGAUUCGAACCGCCCUGAUGGAGGUUCUCUGCAAAAUAUUAGCAGUGUGCUCACUGCUUGUCAGCGCCCAGGCGUUCGUGGCAGUGGAGCCAGCCAGCUCCAGCGAGCUGUCUUGGAAGUCGCUCUUCUUCGAUGCCCUCGUCGGCAACUCCAACGAGUUGCAGGCUGCAGGAUCUCUCAGCAGCCUCGAGGAAUGCACGGCCAUCUACACGGUGGAAAACAUCGAGGUCCUCCUAACUGCGGCCUACAAGAUACGCCGCUGCAUCAAUGUCGAGGAGAAGGACAUCCGUCGCUACCUAAAGGGAGACGAUGCUGCCCACACGAAGAAGGCAUUCGAGCGGGAGCUGCACUCCUGCUCGCGUCGCGAUUGCUACGUGGAUUCGAUCCUGAACUUGUUCAGUUCCGUCCGCCUCAACCGCCACGACUACAGGCGCAGCAGGCACUGCAUUGUCAAGGAGGUGGAACAAGCUCUCGUUCAGCUGGACAGGGCGUCCAUUGUCCUCGCCAACUGCCUCGCAGAGCAGGAGGCCCCCCAGAACUCCACUCUGCCCCCGCCCAUCUGGAAUACAACUCUCACCACUCCCAGCUGGAACUGGAACAAUACCACUUCCGGUCCAAAUUGGAAUACUACUGAAUGGCCCUGGUGGAACAAUACAACCGCUGGUCCAAAUUGGAAUUCAACCGAAGGUCCAUGGUGGGGUAAUACCACCUCCCGGCCAAACUGGAAUUCUACUGAAGGUCCUUGGUGGGGUAAUACCACCUCCCGCCCAAACUGGAAUUCUACUGAAGGUCCUUGGUGGGGUAACACCACCGCCCGCCCAAACUGGAAUAGUACUGAAGGUCCUUGGUGGGGUAACACCACCGCCCGCCCAAACUGGAAUAGUACCGAAGGUCCUUGGUGGGGUAACACCACCGCCCGCCCAAACUGGAAUAGUACUGAAGGUCCUUGGUGGGGUAACACCACCUCCGGCCCAAACUGGAACUCUACCGAAGGUCCUUGGUGGGGUAACACCACCGCCAGCCCAAACUGGAAUAGUACCGAAGGUCCUUGGUGGGGUAACACCACCUCCGGCCCAAACUGGAAUUCUACCGAAGGUCCUUGGUGGGGUAACACCACCUCCGGCCCAAACUGGAAUUCUACCGAAGGUCCUUGGUGGGGUAACACCACCUCCGGCCCAAACUGGAACUCUACCGAAGGUCCUUGGUGGGGUAACACCACCUCCGGCCCAAACUGGAACUCUACCGAAGGUCCUUGGUGGGGUAACACCACCUCCGGCCCAAACUGGAACUCUACCGAAGGUCCUUGGUGGGGUAACACCACCGCCCGCCCAAACUGGAAUAGUACCGAAGGUCCUUGGUGGGGUAACACCACCUCCGGCCCAAACUGGAAUUCUACCCAAGGUCCUUGGUGGGGUAAUACCACCUCCGGCCCAAAUUGGACCUCCGGUCCAAACUGGAACACAACGCAAUGGCCCAACACCAAUACCACCCCUAACUGGACAUUAUCUACCCCUGGACCCAAUUGGAACACAACCCAGGGACCCUGGGGGAAUAGUACUACUCUUAGGCCAAACUGGAACACCACUGUCAGUGAGCCACAGUGGAACUCAACCACCAGAACACCCCAGUGGAACAGAACAACCACCGAUGAACCGCAGUGGAAUGCAACCACAACCACGGAGCUUGCCACCACAGAAGGAAACUGGUGGGAUAAGCUAAUGAAAGAGGUUGGAUCCCUGUUCUAG